Molecule: messenger RNA, 2103 nt
Organism: Rotaria sp. Silwood2
Lineage: Eukaryota; Metazoa; Rotifera; Eurotatoria; Philodinida; Philodinidae
Source: the annotation of a GenBank genome assembly
AUGAAAACAUUAUUAAGUCCGAAUUCAACUGUAACAACACAGCAUUAUAUUCUUCAAAUUUUGAAUAAAGAUGGAUUUAUUCGUCAUUUUGAUUUUGCUUCUAUUCAUAGCAUUAAACUUAAUGAUGUAUAUUUACAAGCACAACUCGAUAAAGUCCUAACAAAAACAUUAGAUAGUCAUAAACCAUCAUUAAAUACAGACUUAAAUUAUGUUCAAAUUUUUUUUCAUAGUGAUAAUUUAUUAACAUCUCCGAAAUUGGCUAUUACAAAUACAAAUAUUAUUGAUGAAUCAAAUACACUCAAAGUAUCAUAUUGUUAUCCAACAAAAGAAUGGCGCUGUUUAUACCGAUGUGAAAUUGAUUCAUCGUUAUCAAAUAGUAAUGGUUCAACAGUUGAUCUAACUUUAUUUGGUUCAAUUAAUAAUCCAACAGAUGAAGAUUGGUCUCAAGUUGAACUCAUACUUGUUGCUAAUGAACUUGAAAUUUUGAAUAAUAAUAAAGCAACACUUAUGACUUCUAUUGUUCGUGAAGAAGCCGAAGGUAAUGAUCGAAGCUCAUCAGGUAGUAUGCAAAUUUUCAUCAAAACAUUGACGGGUAAAACAAUUACGAUAGACAUCGAUCCAUCGGAUAGAAUUGAAAAAGUAAAGUCUAAAAUUCAAGAUAAAGAAGGUAUUCCUCCAGAUCAACAACGUCUAGUAUUUGCUGGGAAACAAUUAGAAGAUGGAAGAACAUUAGCUGAUUAUAAUAUUCAAAAAGAGUCUACUUUACAUUUGGUACUUCGAUUACGUGGUAGUCUAGGCGAUGAAUGUGAAUCAAUACAUAUAAAAAAGAAAAGAUCCAUUAAUAAUAAGAGUGUUGUUAUUGAUGAUGAUGAAAGAUAUGAAUCGAUUGAUUCAAGUCAAAUGAGUGGUCUCAGUGAAAAUGUUGUUUAUAAAAUUAAUACACCAGUUACAAUUCGAUCACAUGAAAGUAUUCUAGUAACAAUUAAUAAAUGGCAAAUGGAUGCACAAUUAGUACUUUAUUAUGAUCCGAAAAUGAAUGAUUUAAAUGCAAUCAAAGCUGUUCAUUUAAGAAAUAGUAGUGAUGUUGUAUUAGCACCAGGAAGUAUUGCUGUUUUGGAUAAUGGACGUUUUGUUGCUCAAGGUGCAUUUACACCAAUGUUGCCAAACGAUGAUCAAUUGAUUAAUUAUGGUUUUGAUUCGACCGUAUCGAUUCUUCGUACAACUCCAAUAGCACUUCAAGAAGUUCAUACAGAAAGUGUUGAUAUUAUUUACACUGAAUUUGAUAAAAUCAAUACAAAUGUUGUUCCAACUGGCAUUGAUCUUCAACAAAUUUAUCUAAAACGUACACGUUAUUUAAUUAAAAAUAAUUCUUUAGAUCGACCUAUAGCUAAGUUUUUUAUUGAUCAUGUUGCUGAUCGAUCAUUAGGUGGUUAUGUUGUAACAACACAAAAGAACUGUAUUAAAUCAGUUAUGGGUUUCAGCCGUUUUGAAUUAAAACUUGAACCACAGCAAGAAAUUGAACUUAUUGUUGAUGAACAAGCAAAAUAUAGUAAAAAGAUUUUUGAAACAUCGGCACUUGAAUUAUUCUUAGAAAAACAAGUUCCUGAGCUAAUUCAAUUGAAAUUAAUCGACGAGAAAACAGUUGAAUUAAUUCAAAAGAUCAUUACAUAUAAAUAUGUUCAACAAGUUCUUCAACAUAUGAUUGACAGUUCAAUAACAGAUAGUCAAAUUCGAACAUGGACACCUAAACGUGAUUUAAUUCCAACAUCAUUAUUUGAUAAAUCUGUUACUAUUGUUGAUACACAAAUAGUUAUACGUGAACUUGAAACAAAAAUUAAAUCAGGCGAAGCACAUAUUAAAUCUAUAUUUGAAAAUCAAGAACGUAUUCGACAAAAUAUAAAAUCAUUAGAAAAAAUUGAUAAAUCUGAUUUAAUGAUACGUUAUUUAAAAGAUUUAAAUACAGAAGAAGAGGAUGUACAACAAACAAGACGUGAAAUAAAAACAAUGCAAGAUGAACUUAAUACAAAACAACGAGAAUUAGAAGAAGAGCAAGCAUUCCUUAAACAUGAAGCAAAAGAGACACAGAAAAAAUUUCACAUGUAA